Molecule: messenger RNA, 780 nt
Organism: Danio aesculapii
Lineage: Eukaryota; Metazoa; Chordata; Actinopteri; Cypriniformes; Danionidae
Exons: 5
Coding region: 1-780 (259 amino acids)
Source: RefSeq, a predicted model, not a curated record
AUGAAGCGGAAAGCGGAGGAUACAUUUCAUAGCGCUUCUGACGGAAGCAAACUAUCUGCUCAGCGGAAACGCAUCAAAGUUUCAGAGCUGGAGAACACAAGAGACACAGAGAUGACCAGCUACGAGGAGAAAACCAGCUCAGGAGGAAGAGGAGUGAAGCGGAAAGCGGAGGUUGCUUUUCAGUGUGUUUCUGACAGAGGCAAACCAUAUGCUCUGCGGAAACGCAUCAAAGUUUCAGAGCUGGAGAACACAAGAGACACAGAGAUGACCAGCUAUCAAGAGAAAACCAGCUCAGGAGGAAGAGGAAUGAAGCGGAAAGCGGAUGAUGCUUUUCAGAGUGUUUCUGGUGGAGGCAAACCAUCUGCCCACCAGAAACGCAUCAAAGUUUCAGAGCUGGAGAACACAAGAGAAGACGCCGACACAGAGACGUCCAGCUCAGGAGGAAGAGGAGUGAAGCGGAAAGCGGAUGAUGAUUUUCAGAGUGUUUCUGACAGAGGCAAACCAUAUGCUCUGCGGAAACGCAUCAAAGUUUCAGAGCUGGAGAACACAAGAGACACAGAGAUGACCAGCUAUGAGGAGAAAACCAGCUCAGGAGGAAGAGGAGUGAAGCGGAAAGCAGAUGAUGCUUUUCAGAGUGUUUCUGGUGGAGGCAAACCAUCUGCCCACCAGAAACGCAUCAAAGUUUCAGAGCUGGAGAACACAAGAGCAGACGCCGACACAGAGACGUCCAGCUCAGGUCAGUCCACUCUUUAUGACUGGAAAAUGCUGGAAAACUAUUAG